AUGAGGUCUUCCGCCGAUUUAGACAUAGAAAAGACGGACGGAAACCGUCCAAGCAACAACAUUCCAACCUUGCCUGGUUCUCAUUGUACUGAUUCUCCCCAGUUCGGAGAAAAGGUCCUGGAUGGUACAACCGGCACUCGUGAGUAUCGUGAUUUUCAUGAUGAAAGUCCAGCCAUCAACGUGACGGAGGAACAGUCUCAUACAGAGGUCCAACACGAUUGCAGCCUACCGCAGACAGAGACAACGCUUGAAGAUGGUCUCCAGAGACCCUCAUCAAGAGCGUCCGGCUCAGACAGCUCCACACACAGCGCCCCGAUGACUCGAGUCACAACGGAUGCAGAUGGAAACACUUAUCCUGAAGGCGGUUUGGAGGCCUGGCUAGUUGUCUUUGGUAGUUUCAUGGGUCUCUUUGGCUCCCUUGGCCUGGUAAACACCAUUGGAACUUUCCAGGCCUACAUUGAGGAUCACCAGCUGAAAGAAUACAGCUCUGGAACCACGGGCUGGAUUUUUGGCAUGUACGCCUUUUUGACCUUCUUCUGCGGUGUACAGAUAGGUCCAGUCUUCGACGCCAAGGGUCCUCGAUUCUUGGUCUUUUCGGGUGCCGUACUGGUCAUCAUCAUGAUGGUAGCUCUGGGUUUCUGCACCCAGUAUUGGCAUUUCAUGCUGGUCAUCGGUGUCGCUGGAGGUAUUGGAGCCUCGCUCAUCUUCACCCCCGCAAUAGCCGCGAUCGGCCAUUUCUUCAACGAGAAACGUGGCGUUGCAACUGGCAUUGCUGCCACAGGUGGCUCCGUAGGAGGUGUUGUCUUCCCUCUUACCUUGGAGGCCUUGUUCCCCAAGAUAGGUUUUGCAUGGGCAACCCGGGUGGUUGCGCUUCUUUGCCUUAUCUCAGUGGCCAUUGCGUGUUUGUUGAUCAAGUCUCGAUUGCCCAAAAAGCCCGCUGUAAAAGAAAAUAUGCUGCCCGAUUUUCGUAUUUUCCGGGAACCAAAAUUUGCUCUUACCACAGCUGGCGUCUUCUUCAUCGAAUGGGGCCUCUUCAUUCCGAUCAGUUACAUCUCUUCCUAUGCCUUGGCUCAUGGCGUUUCCUCCAAAUUUUCGUACCAGAUCCUGGCGAUCCUCAAUGCGGGUUCGUUCUUCGGUAGAGGGAUCCCUGGGUUUGUGGCCGAUUAUUUGGGACGGUUCAAUACGCUCAUCGCCACGGUUGCGUUAUGCCUCGUCUGCAACGCGUGUCUCUGGCUUCCGGCCGGCAACAGUGUACCUGUCAUGGUUGUGUACUGCGUCAUUUUUGGUUUUGCAAGCGGCAGCAACAUCAGUCUGACCCCUGUUUGCAUUUCUCAGCUGUGUAAGAUCGAGAAUUACGGCAGGUACUAUGCUACCGCGUACACGAUUGUGAGUUUCGGCACGCUUACGGGCAUUCCAAUCGCGGGUGAGAUCCUGUCCCGGUGCAAUGGCGAGUAUUGGGGCUUGAUUACCUUCACGACUUGCUGCUACGCUCUUGGCCUCAUCUGCGUCACGUUGGUCAAGGUAAUUCACGUUGGCUGGCGUCACCCACUAGCGAUAUACUGA
Aspergillus luchuensis is the source of this 1563-nucleotide messenger RNA. RefSeq names its product MCT family MFS transporter. Gene Ontology annotation, molecular function: transmembrane transporter activity. Gene Ontology annotation, biological process: transmembrane transport. The transcript has 2 exons. Gene Ontology annotation, cellular component: fungal-type vacuole membrane. The record is from RefSeq and is a predicted model, not a curated record. The coding region runs from base 1 to 1563 and encodes 520 amino acids. NCBI's taxonomy places the organism in Eukaryota, Fungi, Ascomycota, Eurotiomycetes, Eurotiales, Aspergillaceae.